CUUGCAGAGUCACAUGUGCGAAAUUUCUAUGUGUACCGUACCGGUAUUAGUAUACAUCUCCGGUACUGAGCUGCAUUUCUUGAAGGCCAACUGGUUGUGGAUCAGGAUAUAAGAGCAACAUAUACAGAUGUUAGUGGAGUAGGUCUUUGUGCUCUUCUUCCAACACACUGAUCUUCUUUGUAAACUGCUUCUUUGCUAUGAACCUGCUAAAGGCAUCAUCACCGUUCCUUACUGGCUAGGAUGGAGGCUGCUUCUAAGUCAAGUGCAUGGCAUUGAUGUUCCAGAGCAUUAAAAUGCUUGAGGAAAAAUCCCAAAGAGAGGUGGAGUCCAGAUGGGCAAAUCUAAAAAGAAAGUUUCUUGAAGGCCAACUGGUUGUGGAUCAGGAUAUAAGAGCAACAUAUACAGAUGUUAGUGGAGUAGGUCUUUGUGCUCUUCUUCCAACACACUGAUCUUCUUUGUAAACUGCUUCUUUGCUAUGAACCUGCUAAAGGCAUCAUCACCGUUCCUUACUGGCUAGGAUGGAGGCUGCUUCUAAGUCAAGUGCAUGGCAUUGAUGUUCCAGAGCAUUAAAAUGCUUGAGGAAAAAUCCCAAAGAGAGGUGGAGUCCAGAUGGGCAAAUCUAAAAAGAAAGUUUCUUGAAGGCCAACUGGUUGUGGAUCAGGAUAUAAGAGCAACAUAUACAGAUGUUAGUGGAGUAGGUCUUUGUGCUCUUCUUCCAACACACUGAUCUUCUUUGUAAACUGCUUCUUUGCUAUGAACCUGCUAAAGGCAUCAUCACCGUUCCUUACUGGCUAGGAUGGAGGCUGCUUCUAAGUCAAGUGCAUGGCAUUGAUGUUCCAGAGCAUUAAAAUGCUUGAGGAAAAAUCCCAAAGAGAGGUGGAGUCCAGAUGGGCAAAUCUAAAAAGAAAGUCAAUAAACAGUCCACAAGCAUGAGCAGUAGAGAUGUUUUAGGAAGAGUGAUCUCUCUAUCAAGUCGCCAUGGUUACGUGUACUCCUCAGGACAGCUGAGGCCAACAAUAGGGAUCAAAGGAUGCUUCGACUAUGGGCCUUUGGGAGUGGAGUUAAGAAGAAAUCUCGUUAAUGAAUGGUGGAGCGAGAUGGUCAGUUCUCAAGAACAUGUUGUUGGUGUAGAGAAUUCAGUCCUCCACAGCAGUAGAGCUGCACAGAUCUCACCUUCACCUGGGCACAGUGGUACUACGUCACACCAUCUCAAUGUCAGAUUCAAUGAUGAUGAGGAGGAGGCAUGGCUUCAAAGCUCUCUGCAUGAUGGUUUAUUCAGUCAUUAUUUCAACACAUUGUGCCUCUUGAAUAGAAGGCUACCAUUUGGAUUGGCUCAGGUUGGGCCCUGCUUCAACAGACCAUCCGCAUCUCAAGGAAUUGAUACUUUCAUUUUCAAUGGCCUCCAAACAUCUGAGAUGUCCAUGCAAUUUUUCUCAACUCCCAAAACAAGUAAUUUGUGGUUUAACACCUGGCACAGAGACAGAUUGUCUUGGUGGAGGAAGUUUGCUGGGAUACCAUCCGACUUCACUGCAACAGAUAUCACAACGUCUGGACAUGUGCAGUCAACAGAGAUACAAUACAAGUUCCCAUGGGGAGUAGAUACAAUCGAGAGAAUAUCCAACCAUGGGAGUGUACCUGUUGAACAAAUGCAAGACUUGUUCAAGACGGACAUGCAGGGUAAGGAUGGGAGGAAGUCGGUAAUCCCUCACACUAUUGAAACCUCUGCGUCUCUAGAGGGUGGUCUUCUUGCCUACUUGGUUGACGGUUACCAGGAGAAGCAACGCACCGACACCAGAGGUCAAUCAGUGUCCCGGGAGAUCCUCCGACUUCAUCUCAGACUGGCACCCCUCAAGGUUAUCAUCUUACCCCUUAGAGGGACAAAGGAACUGAGAGAGCUUUCGGAUUACUUGGGCAAGGAAUUCAGAAAAGCCAGCAUCAAUGUGAGGAGCAUAAUAGAAGUCUCUCCAUCCUUAGAAAAUUAUUACACCAUGUUUGAUGAGAUGGGUGUACCCUUUACUAUUCUACUGAAUGAAAACACUUUGAAAUCAGGAAUAUUGAGAGUCAGGAACAGAGACACAACUCUAAUGCAACAGCUCCAUAUCACCGAGGUUCGUGACAUGAUCCUUCGUCAUCUAGAAGCUGACUGAGAUGUAGCAGGGAGCUUACUAUUGCUGAUGUGGUUAAACUACCAGUUGACUGUGAGCUGUAAUCUCCAUCCACUAUCAGUUAAGGAUGAUGUUCUGCACCCUUAACACAACACUAGCCUGCCAUUGCUGAUUGCGGUCACCCAACUGUGAGCUCUUGUCUCUACAUACCAUCAGUUAAGGACGAGGUCCUGCAUCUUUAGAGGCAGACACAGACAAAAACACUGGACUGCUGCUGCUGUGGUUAUACCACUUCACUUUUAGCUGUGGUCUCCAUAAGGAUGAGGUCCUGCACCCUUUAGAGGAAGACGGAGACACAAUACUGGCCAGCUGUUGCUGAUUAUGGUCGCCCAACUGUGAGCUCUUGUCUCCAUCUGUUGAGGAAAAAAUCUUUGGGCAUGUAACCGUGAAGAGUUGCUGACUUCUUCUGUUGUCUCUCGAAGAAUGGCUUCCUGAUACAGAAGGCUGGACUGAGUCAUCAUGAGAAAGAGGAUCCUUUGAAGAGCUUCCUGUUUGUCAGUGGUGAGGGCUGAAUUAUUGCAUUAACAAUCACCUUGAUGAACAAGUCUUUAAUUAUCCAAGGAGACCCACUCCAAGAACUCUCACCAGGUCUAAUCCAUCUUUUGAUCUGAUCAUCCUGGAAGCUGGUCUGAGCCAACGUAGUGGACCCUUCACUGAAUCAAUGGUGAGGUUUUGAUAUGUCAUGACUCUGCAAGGCCCUGUGAAUAAAAGCUUUGCUGUCACUAUUCAUUCCUUUUUCAGCCAGUGAGUUUCAAAGAUGCUUGCCUUACCUGUAAGAACCCUGCUCAUAGGUCUGGGAAAUGUUUUGCGAUGCAGAUAUUGAGUCAUGUGAGCAAGCAGUAUUCUUUGUAAUAUUGUAUUUUUUAUUUGUUGCCAGUAUUGUAUUUUCAAGAGUAAAGGGCAUUGGCUUCAUUUUUGUUUUACUCAUGAAAUUUAGAAAGAUGGCAUUUUAAAUAACACCUUGCCAUAAUAAGUGACAUCUCAAAUGAAUGUGUUUCCCCUGCCCCUCCUGAGAAAACGAUUUAUAGAACUUAUCUCAAAAGAACCUCAUCUAGCAUUAUAUAUUCUGUUGGUCGGGGAUAGAGGAACAACAGGAAAAAAAAACUAUGGAAAAAUUGAGAAGCUUGUGGAGAACAAGUUUUAAAGUAAGGUGAUUUCUCACAAGCCUGUUAAUUAAUAAGUGAUUUUACAGGUAGUCUACAAUGAGUUAUGUAGGCAUUGCUUUUAUGCCUAAGGAGUACAUUUAUGAUGCAAUAUAUUUUUUCUUGAUUUGUUUUCUUAUAUCUCAGAUAAUGUCAUGAAUCCAUGAUGGAUCUACCAAAAAUUAGCAAAAAGAUAUAGAGUAAUUGGUAGACUUUAGUGAAUUAUAUUUUUUCAUUAGGUUACUAGUCUUAUAUUUUGGUGAUAUAACUGAAAUGAUAAAGAUGAAAAUAUGUGAGCUUUUAAAUUCUCUUUAGUUAUAUGAGGAAUAGGAAAUGGUCCUGAUAUACAUGUAACUGAAAGUAUGAAGAUCAGGCGCGGAUCCAGAUUUGGAUGCUAAUUUAUGGCGCUAUGUGCCUGUUGUCUUCUAUCAAUACGCUAUCGAUGUAUAUUUUUUAAUCAUCGUUUUGAAAACUAAAAAUGACUUGAUUUGGUACUUCCUAUGUAACAAUUUCUGUUGUCUCCUUUCUCUUUUCUUCUCCUUUUUUAAGGAAACGCAAUAGAUAAUAGAAAUAUAUUUCAAAUGCAUUAAAUGGGGUUUUUCGGGGGGGGGGUGGUUUCAACAUAAUAAACCAGGUUUGCUGUUUGCCUGCUUAAAUUUAUAAAGGCAAUAGUCUCUUCUUAUUUCCCUUCUCUAGCCAGCAAACAUCCACAUUGGUUCCAUUAUUUGUUUUUGCAAGUCUAUUCUUCGCUUGGAUAACCGGCUUGUUAUUGAUAUUGUAUGAAAACAUUAUGUUGCCUGGUGACUAGGCUUGGGGGUAAACAUCGAUUGAUCUAUUGGUUCGAAUGGCUUGCCACCGAUUGCUAUUUGAAUUUACACUGAUUGAAUGUUCGGCAGAUCCCGAUUAGACACUGGGGAUAACUUGAUUACUCAAGUAAUGGUAGCAAAAUGACAAGAUAACAAUUGUUUUUAAAUACUUGAUACCGGUUUAAAAAUGAUGUUACCUAUGUAAUUUGUAAACACUAACCUGAAAGAGGUCUGAAAAUUUUAAUCCCACCCGGACUUGCCCUCGAUACACAAUAUAUGUUGUAUGCAUAGGUAUAUAUAAGUUUAUGGUUACAUGUCUGUUUAUAACAGAAAGUACACACACAUAUAGCCGACUUGAGCCGAUAUGUGAUUGGACAUUUGAUGGCCAAUGAAACUUUUAGGAGACGUAGAAGCCAUGCGAGUUCCCAUUAUGGAAAGGUAAUAGUAAAGGUUGGGACUUCAGGAAGAAAUUGACCUGUCCCCAUCUCUGUGUGUGGGUGUGUGAGAGAGGGAGAGGGAGAGAGAGAGAGAAAGAUAGCGGUGGGAACCAGAAUUCUUUUCCUGUUUCAAAACAAUGCAAUCUCCAUUAGCCCGGCCCUCCCCACUCACACAAUCAAAACAACAUUCCAACACCCGCCAUCACCUAAUUCCAGAUGUCGACUAGUCUCCCAAAAUAGACCCAGUCAUAGGUUCAAAUGAUAAAAAAAUGUAAUAUUGAGAGGUACUUCAAAUGAAAAAUAUUUUGAAAAAUAAUUUUAACAUCGUGGGCAGUGCCACAGGUGGGGGUUGGGGCAAUGAUGUGGGCAAUGGAUGAAAUUUCAUGUGCUUGUGGGACCAUGUGUGAAUGAACUUUUACAUUGAAUGCCAAGAUUGUUAUUCAAAUAUAUAUUGAGUGUUCUAUUUCCAACCAUUUAAAGUAUUCGAUAUUGUGUUUGCUUUCAUCGUUAUCAAACCUUGUAGUGAAUACCUGCUCUCACAAUUUCUAAGAGAAUAUGUUAAUGUAUAUGUGUGACUUCUAGGUGCUAACUUUGAUGAAUUGAUCAAUGGAAGUUUGAAUAAAGAACUCAUAUUUUCAA
Molecule: messenger RNA, 5189 nt
Organism: Lytechinus pictus (painted urchin)
Lineage: Eukaryota; Metazoa; Echinodermata; Echinoidea; Temnopleuroida; Toxopneustidae
Product: DNA polymerase subunit gamma-2, mitochondrial-like
Exons: 14
Coding region: 888-2147 (419 amino acids)
Biological process (GO): mitochondrial DNA replication
Cellular component (GO): cytoplasm; mitochondrion
Source: RefSeq, a predicted model, not a curated record